This is a messenger RNA of Neltuma alba, 480 nucleotides long. RefSeq names its product transcription factor bHLH30-like. Gene Ontology annotation, biological process: regulation of DNA-templated transcription. The record is from RefSeq and is a predicted model, not a curated record. NCBI's taxonomy places the organism in Eukaryota, Viridiplantae, Streptophyta, Magnoliopsida, Fabales, Fabaceae. Gene Ontology annotation, molecular function: DNA-binding transcription factor activity.
ACAGACAAAGCUUCAUUAUUAGCAGAAGUAAUCCAGCAUGUGAAGGAGCUGAAGCGUCAAACUUCAAUAAUAGCAGAAACAAGCCCAGUGCCGACAGAAACCGACGAGUUGACGGUGGACGACGCUUCCGAUGAGGAGGGCAGGUUCGUGAUCAAAGCCUCGCUUUGCUGCGAAGACAGGUCCGAUCUCUUGCCGGACCUCAUCAAGACGUUGAAGGCCCUCAGGUUGAGAACCGUGAAGGCAGAGAUCACCACGCUCGGCGGACGCGAGAACGUCUUGUUCGUCACCGGCGAAGAAGAAGAUCAGCUCAGUGGCGGUGGCGAGGAGCAGGGACAGCAUCAGCAUUGUAUAAGCUCCAUCCAAGAGGCUUUGAAGGCAGUGAUGGAGAAGAAUGGUGGUGGUGAUGAGAAUGGGAAUGUAAGAGGCAAAGAACUAAUAAUAAUAUCAAUAUCCUCGAACAAAACAGGUCUUUAUGAUUAG